Messenger RNA from Teleopsis dalmanni, 868 nucleotides. RefSeq lists its product as uncharacterized. Bases 73 to 462 code for a protein of 129 amino acids. The record is from RefSeq and is a predicted model, not a curated record. The transcript has 3 exons. Lineage: Eukaryota; Metazoa; Arthropoda; Insecta; Diptera; Diopsidae.
UUCAAAAGAACAAUUUAAAAAAAAUUAGUGAUUACAUAAUUCCAAAAUUCAAAAAUAGAUUAACAUUUGGCAAUGGGAAACUUGUGUUCAGCUCUUUAUAACAAUGAUUUCAUGGAUCCACCUUUGUCCAAAAAAUUUUUAGAUUUGAAGGAUAGCUGUGAACUCCUUCAUGCGGUCAGAACCCGAGAGCGUAUCAAGAAGCGAAAAACUGCGAAGCAAAGAAUUCGCAAGCGAAAACCUAAAAAUGAAAGAUGUAAAGUCAAAAAACCACUGACUUCGAUCGCUUCCCCAAAAAAGAAACUGCUUCCAAGGAAGAAGAAUUUGUCGAAACCAAAAGCCAAAAAUACUAACAAAUUUGUUGACACAGACUCUGAUAAUUAUAUACAACCGUGCAAGAAGCGCAAGCUGCCAAAUCGAAAGAAGUGCAAGAAAAAGACGGUUUCAAGGAAAACGCAGAACUAGCCGUUGCAUUCAACCAAUGCUAGAAGAGUGAAGCUUGUAAAGAAUUAACAACUCAUACAAUUAAUGAUCGACAUACUAUUGUAAAGUCUUCUCAUUUUUGGGAUACACUCAAGUUAUACUCUCGAGUCGUUCUUGGCUCAAACAUCUUUUGAUUGAUGUUUUACAUAAGAGCCCAAAUUUAUUUUUAUUUGAUUACUCUAUAUACUAUCACUAGAGCCUGAUUUAUAAGACCAGCUAAACUAAAAUUACCACCUCAUUAAAAAAAUAGAAAAAAUGGAAUGGAAGUAUUCUCGUCUGUACUAAGAAACACGAGAAUACUAGACGUUGUAAAAAACCCUCAGUAACUUUAUGUGUGAAACGAUAAGAUUUUAUUAAAAUAUUAGUAUAUUGUAUAUUUAUACUAACA